GUCCAUGAAUGUUCUACCGCGCAGGCGCAGUUAUGACGUGACGUAAUUGUCCAUUCAUACUUUUUGUUCAUUCAAUGAGACAAAUAUUUUAUUGACGAAGUGUUGUGUAAAUCAAAUUACAACUGAGACUGUCUAAGUCAAAUUCGUUAUGAGUUAUAUUUUGCUUUUUAAUCCAGUGAAGUGAUUAUUUGUGUUAGCUAGACGUAAAGUGCAUUCAUUGAUGAAUUAAAAGUGCACGUAUUGAGCACAUGCGCAAUGGAAGUAAAAAUCAUUCAAUUUUAACUGUGCUGUAAAUCUAAGAAUGUGGGAAAAUAAAACUUUUUACAUAUUUUCUUAUGUUCAAAUUGGAACUGGCCAGUUACUUCGAGCUUGUUAAAAACAGGCUCAAGUAGAACAUUACGACACUCCGGAAGUGGCGGGACAAGCCGGCCGAGGGGCUCGUUCCGAAAGAGAUAACAGCGGAUGAAAGAGAUAAACAGUUAUGGAUUUAACAUGGCGGACGAAACGCGUAAAGUGCGAGUAGAAGAAAGAUUGAAAAUUAAGAUAGGUGAAGCUAAGAAUUUACCAGCUCGCAACAAUGGCGCCGCCUGCCACCGAGACAUAUACUGCGUGCUGUCGCUCGACCAAGAGGAAAUAUUUCGUACUUCCACUAUGGAGAGAACACUUAACCCAUUUUUUGGCGAAGAAUUCCAGUUCGAGGUACCACGAAGAUUCAGAUAUCUGUCCAUAUACGUGUUCGAUCGUGACAAACAUCUCAAACAAGACAAAGUUCUCGGCAAAGUUGCAAUCAAACGUGAAGAUUUACAGCGAUACAAUAACAAAGACCACUGGUUCGCCCUGCGGCCGGUCGACGCGGAUUCAGAGGUUCAGGGAAAAGCCUACAUCGAACUUACGCUCGAGGAUUCUAGGAAACGACUGCGCAUGGACCCGAAACCACCCGACCCGGACCCGAAUGCCGACAACUGCUCGACGAAGACGAAAGCUAAAAAUCUCACUAGGUUAUCGGAAUAUUGUAAGGAAAGCAUGAGGUUCGGGUCGUGUUCGAGCUCGACUAGUAAAAAGCUUCUCAGUCCCGUUUCGACGGAACCGUCGCUGGCUCUGUCGCGGUCGGAAAGUUUAAAGGACCGCGCACAAUGGGCAGUACGGACGAAACCCCCGAUGCAUGCGAUGUCGGAAUCUGACGCCUCACCCACACCCACCGCUGCCGACUACUGGUCGGACCCUGAAAGACAUUGUGCUGCUCGCGUAGGGCCUGACACUUUAAGACUUAGAGUAUUAGAAUGUUCAGAACUUACGACAAAGAACGGCCAGUGCGAUCCGUUCGCGCUCGUCACAUUAUUAUAUUCCAAUGGACGAAGAAUCGAAAGACGCACUAAACCCAGAAAGAAGACGGUCAAUCCCCAAUUUGAUGAAAUUUUCUGUUUUGAUCUCGUGAUGGAAGCCGAUCCUAAAGACAAAGAUGGCUCCCAAGCGGCCGGAGUAGCUUGUGAAGCAAGGGUAUCAGUUUGGCACGACGGCGCAACACCAGUAUUUCUUGGCGAAGUACGAUUACAACUAAGGCAGCCAGCGCCCGCUCCUCUUUGUGCAUGGUUUUUCCUAACGUCAAGGGCGGGUGGAGCCUUAUCCCGAGGUGCGACUCCGCCUGGUACUCGGCUGUCGGCAGCUGGCAGCGCUACGCUAGGUUCACUACGAUUGCUAUUACAGUACACUGUAGACCACGUGUUCCCGCUGCACCACUACACCCAACUCGAGGAGUUGUUCCUCAGGAGCGUUCAGCAGAAGCCUAUCACAACUUCAGCAGUGUAUAUCCUCGGCGAGAUAGUGUCGAGCAAGACAGACGCAGCGCAACCUCUGGUUCGACUGUUCACACACCACGAUCUCAUUGUGCCAAUCGUGAAGGAGCUCGCGGACGCUGAGAUAUCGGUCCUCACCGACGCGACGACGAUCUUCCGCGGCAACACGCUGGUGUCGAAGAUGAUGGACGAGGCGAUGCGGCUGUCGGGCGCGUCGUACCUGCGCGCCGUGCUGCGGCCCACGCUGGCCGCCGUGCUGGCGGAGCGCCGGCCCUGCGAGAUCGACCCCGCGCGCGUGCGCCCCGCCGCCGCCGUCGCCGCGCACCUCGCCAACCUCAAGGACUACGUCGAGCGGGUGUUCGCGGCCAUCACGGCGUCGUACGCGCAGUGCCCGGCCGCCAUGUGCCGCCUGUUCGACGCGCUGCGCCAGUGCGCCGUGCGCCACUUCCCCGCCAACGCGGAGGUGCGCUACUCCGUCGUGUCCGGGUUCAUCUUCCUGCGCUUCUUCGCGCCCGCCAUCCUCGGCCCGCGCCUCUUUGACCUCACCACCGAGCAGAUUGAUCCCCAAACAAACCGAACGUUGACGCUGAUCUCGAAGACGAUCCAGUCGCUGGGCAACCUCGUGAGCAGCCGCUCGGCACAGCAGGUCUGCAAGGAGGAGUACAUGGCCGAGCUGUACCGCAGCUUCUGCACGCCUAGACAUGUGCAAGCAAUAAAACAGUUCCUAGAAAUAAUUUCCACAAGUUCGGACACACAAAACAACAACGUUCAGGAGACUCCAGUACUGCUUAAAGAAGGGACGAUGAUUAAGCGGUCGGAGGGUGUUCGAGGCGGUGCGGGCUCCCCUAGGAGACGUUGGGCGCGCUCAGCGUAUGCGCACUGCAAGCGGAGACACUUCCGGCUCACCAGUGGGGAGCUGUCGUGGUCGCGCUGCGGCGCCAAGGGCUCCGGCGCGCACCGGCUGGCGCUGGCCGGCGUGCUGAGCGUGGCGCCCGUGGACUGCCCGCCCGCCGGCGCGCCGCUCGACGCCAACAACAUCUUCCAGAUCGUGCACCGCGAGCGCGUGCUGUUCGUGCAGGCCAGCAACUGCGUGGAGCGCGCCGAGUGGCUGCGGCUGCUGUCCGCGCUGUGCCGCCGCGCGCGCGCCGCGCCGCACCUCGGCUACUACGCAGACUCCAAGUGGACGUGUUGCUCGCGGCCGGAGCCGGACGCGGAGGGCUGCGGAGUGGCUGGCGGCGAGGGCGCGGAGGAGGUGGAGGGCGUAGAAGUCAGUCAAGGCCCCGCGGCGUUGGCCUUCCGCCUCGACCCCGCGCGCGACCUGCAACGCCUGCACGCCCUGCUCGUGGUGCACGUGCACCGCCUGGACGAGCGCCUGCACCGCCCGCCCGACGAUAUGAGUCCAGAAGAGCGUGAAGCGGAGGCGGUAACUUUACGUGAACUACAAAAAAUUAUGUUCGACCUCGAGCACCGGCAUUGUAUAUAUCGGAGAUCUUUAGCGAGAGAAACGAAAUAUGGUAGCAAACAAGCACCGAUAGGCGAUGACAAUUACUUACAUCUCGCGGGGGCCGCGAAUAACGUAGAUAGUGGUUCGUUUUUUUGGCGGCCGUGGCGAGGCGAGUCGUCCCCUACGAUCGAUCUCGACGGUAAAACUCUUCCGCUACAAACGUCAAACGACAUCUGCUCAAGUACCGAAUCCUUAAAACUAGCUCGACAUGGAGACGAGCGAUCUUCUGGCAAAUCAAACAAGUCCACCGGAAGCGGUUAUCUCACCAUGUCUUGCAUAAAACAUGAACCGUCGGAAGACAGCGACGCUUCGACCGGCAAGCCCGCCCGGCCUCCCAAACCCGCGCGCCUGUCGCCGUCACGCGCUCCUCUCGUGUCGCCCGUCUCGCCGCUCUGCGAGUACGUAGACGUCGAGCUCAAACCGCCAAUGCGUAGACCCAAGCCCGAUCUCACGCCUGCCAAACGACCAGAACACGACAUUUCCAGCCGUUGUAAAGAGUAUGAACUCAUGGCCAACUUUAUGAGUCAUGCGCAAACAUCCGACGAUGAUGCGCCACCCGCCGUCCCCCCGCGAGGCAACACGGUAGCACGGGUCCGUUUACAAGCUAAGCCGCUGGAUAUCGAUGUUACAAAAUCAGAUGAACACGUAACUUUUCGGCACGAAAAGGUCAGCGGCUCGACCACCAGUCUGCCGGAAGGCACCCAUUCGGAAGAUCGGAGAAAUCAAUCGGAAGGUACCGACGUUCGGCCCGCUAGUAAAAUUGACACCAUUUCGAACGACGAUAGCCUGCUAGAUGAAUUGCAACGAGAUACGUAUUGCGUUUUGAAAGUUUGCGAAGACGAGGGUUCGGAGCCCGAUUCGAGUGAAGUGAAACCCGAUGAACCGACGGACGUCAAAGAAAAAGAGGAAUAUGGGAUGUUUUCUAGAAUAAGUUUGCAGAGAAAAUCAAAUCCCAUCAAAACGCAACCGAGCUCGAUGAAACCUCUAAAGACUUCGAAUUCUACAUCGAACGUACACGACGCCGGAUCUCACUCGCGACCUUUCACUGAGAGACUCACGCCGUUCUUUCUCAAGAAGAAGUCCAAGCCGCCGGAGGACGCGCAGGCCUCGAGCAAGUGCUCGCGCAAGGAAGACAACCUGAUCGGGCGGCUGACCCCGCGCUUCGGACAGUCGCGGCUGUACGGGCGCGGCCAGUCGCUGGAGCUGGCGCCCGAGGGCCGCGCCAAGCGCAUCGAGCGCUCCGCCACCAGCGUGAACAUCCCCGCGCGGCCGCUCAACUCGUCCAUCGUGGCCAACCUGAAGUUCCUGACGCUGCACCGCUACGGCGCGCCGGACGCCGCGCCCGGCGCCGGCGCGGAGCCCGACGACGACGCGUGGCGGCGCCUGCUGGCCUCCGGCGACAUCCGUCUGUGA
This is a messenger RNA of Melitaea cinxia (Glanville fritillary), 4710 nucleotides long. RefSeq names its product GTPase-activating protein (gene RasGAP1). NCBI's taxonomy places the organism in Eukaryota, Metazoa, Arthropoda, Insecta, Lepidoptera, Nymphalidae. Gene Ontology annotation, biological process: intracellular signal transduction; regulation of GTPase activity. The coding region runs from base 463 to 4710 and encodes 1415 amino acids. The transcript is spliced from 16 exons. The record is from RefSeq and is a predicted model, not a curated record.